CCGUGCCGAAAGCUUUUGUGAAGCCGCACCGGGAGCAACAGCAGCUCUGCCCGUUGACCCAUGAGCGGGGCUGAACAAAGAUACGGCCCGCGGAGCACCGCCGUCCCUCUGCUCCCUGUGGGGCGGGCGCACGACCGGGCGCCUGGAGCUGUAAACACCGGCGGCUUUUGCUGGAGGAGCGGUUUCUGGGACCUUAGAGCUGUGGAGGAAGUUGCACGGAGAGGCUCAGCUCAGAACCUAGCUCUGCUUUUGUGCUGAUGUGGGACUGCGACUUAGAUAUCAGCAAAGUUGUGCAGGGGAGCGCUGGAGCCUGGAAGUAAUUUACCGAGCCAGUGAGAUAAUUUUCAGUUUUCGUGUUUUAUAGUACAUGGUGUCCUAGUUUCUUCCUUUUUUUUUUUUUUUCCCUUUGACUACAUUUUGUAAGAUGAAGAACAGAAAACAAUGUAUUCAAGAUACUGAGGAUCAGACGCAUGAAGGCAUGGAAGGUGAAGAAAACGAGGAAAACUGUUCCUGUUCUGCUUUAUUGCAUGAUGGCAACACGUGCCCCAUCUGCCUGAACUGCCUUCUAGAACAAGAGAUUGGGUUUCCUGAGAACUGCAGUCAUACAUUCUGCAUGACUUGUAUUCUUAAAUGGGCUGAGACACAGGCUUCAUGUCCUAUUGAUCGGAGACCAUUUCAAGCAGUGUGCAGGCUGGAUGCAUUGGAUAGGCAGAUAAAGGUUCAGGUUACAAAACAGCUAAGGAGGAAGGAGGAAGAGGAAAACUGUGCUUGCAAUAAGGAAACUUACAGCCAUGUGAGGACGAGAAGUUUUGUGAGAAGAGCUGUAUGUCCAGACAGAGGGCAAAUAACAGUAAAAUUAAGCAGAAUUGUGAAGAAAAAAUACAGUAAUAUUUUGUAUGACAAACAAAACAAGAAAACUUUCUCUGUGAAGAUAAACAAGCCCAGAAGACAGACCUGCUGGAAUGAGUGCAUCAGAACUAAUUUCUUCAGCACACUUCUAUCUGGUGGUAGCAGUGAAGAAUCCUUUUUUAGCUGUAGAAAUGACUGUCCAGAAUUCACAGAAGUCAAUGCAGGGAUCAGACAGAAGAGACAGGAACUGGAAUUGUCCUGUUCAUCUGUGAUUGCUAGAGUUGAAAGUGUUCCUUUAAUAUCUUAUGGAGCUGAAGCUGAGACCUUUCUUCUCACUUCUUCUGCAGUGGCUGGAAGAGUUCUUCCAACAAAUAUCAGGCCUUUGGAAAACUUUGAAUCUUUAGGCAAAGGAUAUGCUGUUGCAUGUACCCAAGAAGGAGAAGAGAAAAAGGAAGCUUCUGGUUCAUCUGGCACUAGAGGAAGUAGGAGGAAAUCAGUUACUACUACUCCUACAAGAAGGUCUGCACGAAACAGCAAAAAUGAGCCUCUGAGUCAGUCUCGGAGCUCCCCUCGAUCAAGCGGUUCUGCUUGCAGUGCCCCUGGUAGCAAUAACUCAUCUCUGAGUAAAACUCAUUCAGAAGCAGGGAAUGCUCCUCCAAAGCGCAAGUCUAAAAGAGCAGUUAAACAACAAACACCUGCAGUUAAAAAGAAACUGAGAAGUUCUGCACGUUCUGAAAAAUCACCCUGUGACUCAGUGGAAGAUGAUGACAUUGCUGAGCCUGAAACAGGCCUAUCUUUAGAUAAGGACCACCAGUCAGAUAAUGAGAGCAGUAAUGCAAGCCUCCCGCAGAAGAAUAAUGUAGAAACGGAAUCUGCUAAUGGAUUGGAAAGCUGUAGUGAGCAUGCAGAAAUUGAGGAAACUACAGGAGAAUGUGAUAGAGAUGAAGAUACUUCAGGCAAUGCAGAUGUAAGUUUUUCUCUCCAAGAACCCCCAGUACUAACUUCAGGAAGUGAAAGUCAGGAAUUUGAAGUAAAAGAUGUUACAGAAGAAAAUGUAGAUCUUGCCAAUCAGGAUGAUUGUGAGAAUACUCCUGAACAAGUGGAAACAGUAGCUAGUCCCAAAGAUGAUGUAUACAACCAUGCGACUUCUGAAAAAGUAGAUCAAACAUCAUGUAGUCCUCAAAAAGAAUUAAUGGAGAACAUAGAAACUUUGACAAAAGUAGAUCAACCUAUAGCUAGUCCAGAAAAUGAAUUGUUGGAACAUCUGGAACCUUUGGGAAAAGAUCAGCCAUUAGAGAACCCUGGAAGUGAAUUGCCUGAGCAUCCUGAAGCCAUGGAAAUGGAUAAUUCUGAGACUGAACUAAAGCCAGUAGUAGACUGUGCAAAUACAAGUCCUGUUCAAAAUGAAGAACCAGAUGCAUUAAUACACAGUAUUUCUAUAGACAGUGCAUCAGAACAACCCUUAAAAGAGAAUACCAUUUCAGAAAGUGAAGAGGGUGGAACUUCAGAGUCACCCCUGGUAAAUGCUGAACAUAAACAUUUUGGUGAAGAUAACAAUGAAAUGAUACCAAUGGACUGUGACUCAUUUUGCAGUGACCAGAAUGAACCUAAGAUUGAACAGUUACCACCACCUGAAAGUACAGAGCAAGAAGAAGUGAACACCUUGCAGUGUGUGGGAAACUCUGCAUCAGGUUCUGAUGAAAAAGAUGAAACUGUUCCUCAAGAAAGAGAGUGCCAGCCAGAGGUCAGAAAAGAGAAAAAGGCUCGAACUAGAAGAUCUAGAUUUCACUCUCCAUCAACAACUUGGUCUCCUUCUGGGAGAGAGGGCAGGAAAUCUCAAUCACCAUCCCCUAAAAGGGAGACAACUGGAGACAGGAGCUCACGAUCACCCAAGAAGGUAACUGUGAGGGAGGGAAGGAGAUCCAUGUCUUGUUCUCCAAAGAGAGACACACACAGAGAUGAGAAAAAAACACCAUCUCGAUCUCCCAAAAGGGAAACUGUCAGGGAAAGCAGGAGAUCAUCUUCCCGAUCAAGAACUAAGGAUUCGUCUCCAAGGCGAAAAUCCAGGUCUCGAAGCAGUGAUAGAGAUAAUCAAAGAAGAGAUCGUGACAGAGAAAGAAGAAAUAGGAGGUGGUCUAGGUCACAGUCACGCUCUAGAUCAAGGUCACGAUCUAGGACUAGAAAUAAAAGUUCUUCAUUCUCUAGAAAUGAGAGGGAAAGUCAUUCACCUCGAUGGAAAGAGAGAUGGGCAAAUGACAGCUGGAAGAGUCCCAGAGGAAACGAUCGAUACAGGAGAAGUGAUCAAGAGAAACAGAAUGAAACUCUUAAAAAAGAGAAAGACAGUAAUACAGAAAAAAGCAAUGAAGAUCAAUGUUCUUCAGAUAAGCAGAGGAAUGACUGUCCAGACUGGGUAAUGGAGAGGAUAAACUCUGUUCCUGAAGUCAGGAACAGAGAGAGAGAGAACCCACAUUGGGAAGAGGGCAGGCACGAUAACGCAGGACAAUCUUGGAAUAAAAACUUUGGUUCAGGUUGGAUUCCGAAUCGAGGGAGAGGUCAGCGUGGCCGAGGUGGCCGUGGCCGAAGUGGUUUCAUGUAUGGAGACCAGAGUGAAAAUCACUGGCAAAACAGAAAACCUCUCUCAGGGAACUCAAAUGGUUCUGGGAAUGAAGCUUCAAGGUUCUCAGAACAGCAGCCGUACAAGCGUAAGAAUGAACAAGAGUAUUCAUUUGAUACACCCGCUGACAGGUCUGGGUGGACAUCUGCAUCCAGCUGGGCUGUGAGGAAGACUUUGCCUGCUGAUGUGCAGAAUUAUUAUUCGAGAAGGGGACGCAAUUCAUCAAGCCCACAGUCUGGAUGGGGAAUGAGACAAGAGGAGGAGACACCUGAACAAGAUCCAAACCUGAAAGACCAAGGCAACCAGCAAAGUGAUGGUUCUCAGUUACCAAUAAAUAUGAUGCAGCAACAAAUGAAUGUAAUGCCACAAGUGAAUGCACAGCACCAACCUAUGAAUAUCUUCCCGUAUCCAGUGGGUGUCCAUCCUCCCCUGAUGAAUAUGCAACGAAAUCCUUUCAACAUCCACCCUCCAAUGCCCAUGCAUCUCCCUACCGGAGUGCCUCUCAUACAGGUAGCUGCUCCCACAAAUAUUUCUCAGGGAUUACCUCCGCCUCCACCUCCACCCCCACCAUCUCAACAAGUCAACUACAUUGCUUCACAGCAAGAUGGAAAACAAUUGCAGGGUAUUCCAAAUGCUUCUCAUGUAAGUAACAGCGUGAGUGCUCCAGCUUUGCCUGCUCCAGCAGCAGUCCUGGGAAACGUGGGAACAGUUCAGGGACCAAAUUCGGGUAAUGCAACAUCAUCAGGUCACAUGAAGAGCUCUAACGCAGCUGUAAAAUUGGGAGAAAACAAAGCAAGUGUAACAGUGGAAGCCAGUGCAGAUAGCUCGAAGAAGGACCAGAAAUUGUUAAUUCAAGAAAAAGCAGCACAAGAGGUCAAGCUCGCAAUUAAACCUUUCUACCAAAACAAAGAUAUCACUAAGGAGGAAUACAAAGAAAUUGUGCGGAAAGCUGUAGAUAAAGUUUGUCAUAGCAAGAGCGGAGAAGUUAAUUCUGCAAAAGUGGCAAAUCUAGUGAAAGCGUAUGUAGACAAAUACAAGCAUUCACGGAAGAAAAAUCCUGAAGAGGCAGUCUCCUGUGAAAGGAAAUAGAAUAUGUUUUCAUUUUUUAGUUUUAUUCUAUCUGCAAAGUGCAAUUUCAAUGUGAACCGUUAACUAAAAAUUGUACAUGACAGUGAUUUGAAUUUGGUUUUGAUAAAAUUAUUUUUCAAGGUAGUGUAUAAUGUUUUGUUCUAAAGAAAUAUAGAUCUUCAGGGCAACUUCUUUAUUCCUUUUUAAAACAGAUUUCUAAAAAGAAUAAAGGUGUAAAGAAGAAUCAUUAGGAAUGUACGAUUGUGUGGAUACUUAGAUGUACAGCAUUUUGACUUGAAUAAGAGAGUGCAUUAACUUAGAACCUUUGAGUACAUUGGGUUUGGAACAGGUAUGUACAGUACAUGUGAUCAGUCAGAUUAAAGUAAAAUUUUUCUUUUGAUUGCUCCCUAAUUAUAGCAAAGGUGAAAUAAUUAAUUGCCUUGACAAAUAUUUCUAGUGUUAACUGGACAGGCUGAAUGCAGGGGUCACAAUGUGUAUAUUAAAAAAGCACAUAGAGUUGUCUGAACACAACUGUUUAGAUUUCAAAAAGAAAAGUCAUAAACAGUAAAAUGUGGUGCCCAAAAGCAUGGGUGCUGCACAGCUGUUGUAACACCAAAUAAAAAUUAUGCUGCUUGGUAUUGUUUGUGAUGUUUUUCAAUUUGUUUCAAGAUAGUGGGAUAACUUGAAUAAUUUUUAUGUGUUGAAAGCCCUCAAUCACCACACACUGCUAACCUCAGCUCAGGUUGUGCCCUUAGGCUAGCAGGAAAUUAGUGUAGUAAAGCUAGUUCAGAAACAGAAAAGUUUCUUCUUCAAGUAAAAUCAAGAAAGCUGGAAUUUAUUGUUAGGUUCCCGGUUGACCAGAGACUGCCAGUUGUGCCAGUCUCAGUUGCAUAAUAGCUUUCUCCAUUAGUUAGGGACUGCGGCAUGAAUCACCAGACUGGUAUUGGUGAGCCUGUGCCACAGGAAGCCAAGUGUUCCUGCUUCCCUGAGCCCUGGGGAGAGUUAUUAGAGGUACCACAGGCAUUCUAAAAACAGCUGUGGGGUCACUGGGUGCGCCUGGGAAAAGCUGACACCUCAGGUAAGAGCAGUUUUACUGAGGCAGCAGCAGGGAGGGUUGAUGAAAUACUGAGAUCACCAUGUGCUCCUUAGCGAAAGAACAGCUUGAGAUCCCUCUCAAAGGAGCCUUGCUCUGAUUUGUUCCCUUACUCUUACACAGUUUUAUUAAAAUCUUGUCACACAACCCUCCGGUCAUGCUGUGCCAUAACAGCCUUUGGUGUUGGCUCAGCCUGGCUUCCACUCCAGCCCAAAGCCUCCUGGCCCAGAAGCAGGAAUAAAACAUUUUAACAGAAAGCAUCAGUUGAUUUUUCUGAGAAAUUUAUCUUUGUAGCAAGUAGUUCCCAAAUUACCUGGUUUUGGCAGAAAACAGUCUCACCUUCUAAGUAACUUUUUCAGAAGCCUGAGGAUGACAUAAGGGAUAUCCACCCCUGUGUAACACACACGUAGGGUAGAGAGAUGUAAAAAUGUGGUUUGCCACAACAGUUGAUUGCUUGGUUUUAACUAUAACUUUCUGCAGACUUAAUGAAGCAUUUGAUUGUCUAUAUUUAUUUUUGUGUGCCUAAAUACAAAUGCUAUGUAAAUUAGAAACAGAUAUAAUACAUUUUCUACAGUCAAGUCAGGUUUUAGACUUUUCAGUAUACUCAGUUUUACACUAUGAUAGCAAUUUGUAAGAUCUCUUGAAUUAUUUUAAGCUAAAAUUGGUUAGCACUUUUUGAAAAAUGUAGCAAAUUGCUAUGUGUAUCCUGGUUUAUCACGCCAUGCGUACUUUAUUACAUUUUCCUUCUCUGAAUUUUUGGAUUUUAAUCACUUUUUAUAUCUUGUUCUAGUCUAUACAGUUGAGCCUUGCUAUAAAGCUCCUUUCAGGAGUAAGAUAAGUGUUUCAAGGGGGUUUUUUUCCUCUUUUGGAAGAGAGGUGGAAAUUGGAGGAGGUGGGAAGAAACAAGGGAGGAUUUGAAUUGGGAGAAGGGGAGGGGUCAUUAGUUUCUUGUUUUGCAGCUGCUGGGUGGAAGAGAAGCUGUCACUGGCUGCCACGUUGUUGGGGCAGUGACUAUAGUGAUGCUCCACUGUAUUUUAAAACCUAACGCAGAAUAGAAGAUAGAAUAGAAUGUGAUCAGUAACUUUAUUUUUUACAAUUAAAUACUUCAGAAUUUAUCAGAAAAUAUGCAGUUUGUUACAAUUUCUAUGUUGAAUUAAAGAAAUGCAUUGCCUUAAUCUGUAGACUCUGCUCCUGUUUCUCCUGAAAAGCAGCGAGGUCUCUGCUGGUGCAGCUGCCUGAGAAGGGGAGCAAUCUCGGAGUCCUGGUUGUGUUCCCAUAGAAUGGAAGGUGUAUUUCUGUUUAUUGAAACACCUUCUACUGAAACGUCCCAACGUGCACCAGCUCUGAGGGCAGAGGUGGGGAGCUGAGCCCCUGUGCUGCUUUCAUGGUAGUGGCGAUUCCUUCAAUCCAAACUGCCUUGUGGAAAUCAAUUACUAAAGUGUACCUUCUGUGAACUUAUGCAAUUCAAAAGGUUUUUCCUUGCACCCCUUCCUCUUUCUCACUGUGCAUGCUGCUUGAAUGUCUCAUUCUAAAGAUAAACCUUACAAGCACAGUGGCUGUCUGAAGUCCACAGCACUGUGUAUGUAGGCUGGAGUGCUGGCUACUGAAAAAAAUACAAUUUAGUUUCGUGUAGUGUCUAACAGUUUCUAAUAAAUUCUUUUCUCUCA
Pseudopodoces humilis (Tibetan ground-tit) is the source of this 7291-nucleotide messenger RNA. RefSeq names its product SR-related CTD associated factor 11 (gene SCAF11). NCBI's taxonomy places the organism in Eukaryota, Metazoa, Chordata, Aves, Passeriformes, Paridae. The record is from RefSeq and is a predicted model, not a curated record. Gene Ontology annotation, molecular function: RNA binding. Gene Ontology annotation, biological process: spliceosomal complex assembly.